CUGGGCGAAAAUUACCGAAAAAUUCAAUGCCCACAACAUGGGGCCCCAACGGUCAGAGGUGCAGCUCAAGAAAGUUUGAGAGCGACUGAAAGUCAAGGCGAAGAAAAGCAAGGCUGACUUGAAACGGGAGGUGUUCAAAACUGGUGGUGGCGCGCCUCCACCAGACAUGACCUCAGAUUGUGAGCAAGUGCUCACACUCCUCGGGGAUGACAUUAAUGACAUCGGCAACCCCUAUGAUGAUGAUGCCUUGCCAUCUCAGCCAAAGUCGAACCACCAUGGUCGACUCAUCCGAUUUUCAAGGUCUCUUGUGAGAGCACGCUCCGACAUCUGGUGUGAGUUGGUGAGUUCCGAACCACUGGCACCAACACCAGAUGAAGAACAGGGCGGCAACAAAGUUGGGGAAACAAUUGUGCCUGCCAGCCCCGUAAGGAUGACGAGCAGGCAACGUCGAGCCGGGAGGUGGAAAGCGGGAAGACGUAGAAGUCCGGUAGAUAGUGAAGGCCAGCACAAGCAGUGA
Molecule: messenger RNA, 517 nt
Organism: Eriocheir sinensis (Chinese mitten crab)
Lineage: Eukaryota; Metazoa; Arthropoda; Malacostraca; Decapoda; Varunidae
Exons: 4
Coding region: 167-517 (116 amino acids)
Source: RefSeq, a predicted model, not a curated record